Messenger RNA from Oncorhynchus mykiss (rainbow trout), 3884 nucleotides. RefSeq names its product endoglin, like (gene engl). Gene Ontology annotation, molecular function: glycosaminoglycan binding; transforming growth factor beta binding; transforming growth factor beta receptor activity. The record is from RefSeq and is a predicted model, not a curated record. Gene Ontology annotation, biological process: transforming growth factor beta receptor signaling pathway; epithelial to mesenchymal transition; regulation of transforming growth factor beta receptor signaling pathway. Lineage: Eukaryota; Metazoa; Chordata; Actinopteri; Salmoniformes; Salmonidae.
CUUCCCCUUUACGCUUCGUCCUCUCUCACUCUCUUCUUCCUGUUGCCUUCUACGUUUUUUUUGCGUUUUUAGAACCUAUUCUCUUUUCUCUUUCCCGUCUAUUGCACAAUUCCUUGCCCCUCCUCUGGCUUUUAUACUAUUUCGCGGGAAUCUCUUUAAAUUCCGUAUCCCACCUCUAAAAAAAAUACGCUGUCUUAACUUUUGAUUUCUUUGGCUUAUCGGAAAUGAUGAUGUCAAGGCAAUACCCUAUCUGAAAUGCCACCCAGUGCGUCUCUGGACGCCUGAAGCAGCACAUAGAUUUGGUAAAGGAAAUUUUCUGUUAUUUUCUCUACUAUUGAAAGAGGUCCCCGCUGUGAUAUACGCCAAUACAGUCCUGCCGUCACUGGUCUUAACCAAUGAUUGAAUGGUUUUAACCUGAGAAUCAAUAGUUGAUCUACAGUCUGUUUUCAACGUCCAGCUCCACCGGGAACUGUCACAGGAUGUGGCAAGAGGGACUCUCCCAUUGAAUUCACUCCUGGAGAAUAGUCAUGAUGGUUUCAGGGACGAGGUGGAUUCUCUUCUGCCUCUUUCUACUGGGGGAGAGAACAGGACUUAACUGUGGGGAACUGCAGUGCUCUCUGUCUCCAGCGGGGGAGCUUCACCCUGUGCAGGGGCUGUUGGAGCGCUUUGAGGCCGGCCCGGGCUGUGCAGCCAGAGAGAGUGGAGAGAAAGAGACCCAUGUGAUCGCUGUGGGGAGAGGGACACGCAGCCCUGACAAACAGGUGACUGUGCUCCUGAGACCCCUGUCUCUGUCUCAUCCUCCCCGUCAAACCCUCAUCCUGGUACUGAGCUCCAAGCAACCAGUGCGCUGGUGGCUGGAGGCUGAGAGACUACCCCCGGAUCUGCCUGUAUUGGUGCAGGUCUCUCCUAACUCUACAGUGCAGCCCUCCAGUCUGGCAGUGCAGGUGCAGCCUGUGCCCUCUCUGCCUUUCCGUCCGCGGGCUUUGCUACGCUGGGCAAUGCAUCGGCAUGGCUCCUUGUCCUCCCUCACACACACAGCCAGUGCCAACCGCGUCUACGUCCGUGUGGGCGAGGAUACCACCAUGCCCAGUGUGUGCCAGCUGCAGUCUCUGUUCCUGUCACACAACUACCUGACCUCUGACCUGCAGCCACAGGAAGUACAGGGCUGUUCUCCAGUUGGCGGAGGCAACCCAGAAGUGCAUGUCAUCAAGCUCCAUUCAGCAGGGUCAGGGCUUUGUGGCUCUCUGCAGGUGGAGGUGACUAUUUCUCUGGUGCCCCCAGUGGCCAAUGCUGGGUGGCACAAGUUGGUGUUGAUCCUCAGUAGUGCCGUUCCAGUCAACUGGGCUCUCACAGUGCCAGGGCUCCGGGGACACAUCUCUGUCUAUUCCUCGAACAGCGUGUCCCCACUCUACCCUCCAGAGCCUGACCUGACACUGACUAGCACGCUCACCUCUGACCUCUCUACCACCCAUGACCUUUUGAGCUGGGCCAAUCAGAGUGGCUUUCCCAAAGUGGCCUCAUACACAGAGGCUGACCUGGUCAAUCACUUUGUGAUCAGACUGGCUGGGGGAGGGACAGAAGGUGGCCCCCCUGUGCGUAUGCUGGAUGGCAGGCCCCAUUGGGUCCAGGAGCACAGGCUGAGGCAGUGGCUGAGUGAGGGAGGUGGAAGUACCAGUGGGGGCUGGGAGGCCGUCAGUGUGCAGUGUCAGGACGGACGACUCAACGUGGCCGUGGACAGACACAUUCUGCAGACCCUGUCUCUCCCGGUGUCGGAGGUGACACUGCGGGAUCCUCAGUGCCUGGCCCAGUCUAACAGCAGCCAUUUCUUGUUGGCAUUCCCGGUCAUUUCCUGUGGGACUGAAGGGGUGCUGCAGGGAGAGCCCAGAGGGGUGCAGUACAAAAAUGCGGUGUUGCUAUGGAGAAACAAGCCUCUGGUUGCCGUGGGCAAUGAGACAGACGAGGAGCCCACAGAGUGGACUCCACUGGUCAUACAUUUCAGCUGUUUGGCUGCAGUCCCCAGUGUCCCAAGCCUUCCUGUGGAGCAGCCCACUCUGCAGGGGCCGGGGCCUCUCCCAAGGGCCAGGGCCGGCCCACUGGUCUCACUACAGCUGUUUGUUACAGAGGGCUAUGAGCAGAGGCAGACCGGUCCUUGUGCCAUCACUGCUGACAACCGUGUCUAUGUGGAGCUUUCCGCCAACGGAGCCCUCGGUGGGGGUGUGGAGGUGCGGUCCUGCAUGGUGUCUCCCCUAUCAGACCCCCGUGUGUCCCCUGGCUGGUCAGUCAUUAGAGACGGCUGCUCCGCUGACUCCUCACUGACACUCAGCAACAUGACACAUGGCCAAGAGGACGAGGAGGAAGAGGAUGAGGAAUAUUAUGAAGAGAAAGAGGAGGUACCUAGUGUCCUGUCAUUCAGGCAUCCAGGAAGGGCUUGGAGGAACAAAGCAGGAUUGAGAAAAAGAGAACAUGUUGGGAAGAGGGGACGAGGAGGACGAGCCAAAAGGAAGGAGAGCGAUGGAGGAAUGGGAGGAGAGGAGGACCAGAUACACAGACUGAGGUUCAGUUUUGUCCUUCGGCCCAUCUACAACAACUCUGUCCAGUUCCUGCACUGUUGCAUCCGUCUCUGUGGCCCUGAGUCAGUGACCCAGGGGCCUCCAACGGCCAUAAUACAGAGUGGCUGUCCAAAUCCCUGGGGCCUCCGUAUCCCUGCCCUCGUAUCCAAACUACCCAGCCAACAGUGUGAGUACAGAAACUUCUCCAGACCCAUGCUGGUCUAUCAGCCUGUUGGUGUGGCCAGACAGCAGGCGCCACCUGCUGGUCAGAGAGGUCAAAUGCCCAGUGUGUCUCAGCUGCCCAAGCCUAUCCCAGCCCACAGCAGCUCUGGGGUAGACACAGGCUCAGUGUUGGGGAUUGUGUUUGUUGCUUUCCUUCUGGGCAUCAGCCUGAUGGGGGCGCUAUGGUGCAUCUACUCUCACACAGGGGCUCCUCCACCAACCAGAAGAGGGGGCCUGAUCGAGAAUACUAACCCUGCCUUAUUAGACUCUUCCAACAGCUCUGUGUAGAGUUGAGAUGGAACGUGAGCAACACACACAGCAGCUGGGGGACCACAAAGUAAAGAGAAUGUCAAAUUUAGACUAGUAUUCUAUAGACUUAUCUUGUCACUAGUGCCCUUUGUGAAUUAGUCAAGCACCUGCAGAUUGCAAUAGUGAUAUCUCAUAUCAUGUGUAAGAAAUACAAUAUUAUCAUUCUCUAUCUCAUUUUCAGUGUUUCCUCUGGUAAAUCUGAGACCGAGGGUAAAGUGGGGCAGAAGAUGAAACACCUGGUGUGUGUCUGUGAGUGUGUCAGACCUGGGUUCAAAUACAUGCAUAUUCAAGUAUUUGUUAUUUAAAUGCUUAUUUUCUGUGUAUUUUUGUAUUUUCAAAUAAUGCAGUAUUUUAAUAUUUGUAUUUGAAAAUACACUUGUCUCUGUAGUUGAGAAUUUCCAAAUUCAUUCCAAUAUUUAAGUACUGAAAAUAUCCAGAUACUUACUUUCAAUUACUUUCAAAGACAUUUCAAAUACCCUAAAUAGUUUUUGAACCCAGGUCUUGUGUGUGUGUGUGUGUGUGUGUGUGUAACCACAUAUACACUUUUGUGUGUGUGUAACCACAUAUACACUGAGUAUACAAAACAUUGAGAACACCUGCUCUCUGCAUGACAUAGACUAACCAGGUGAAUCCAGGUGAAAGAUAUGAUCCCUUAUUGAUGUCACUUGUUAAAUCCACUUCAAUCAGUGAAGAUGAAGGGGAGGAGACAGGUUAAAUAAUACUUUUUUUCCCCCCUUGAGACAAUUGAGACAUGGAUUGUGUCUGUUUGCCAUUCAGAGGGUGAAUGGGCAAAACUAAAGAUUU